UUCACCAGUGCUGGCCUGGAGGACGCACUGGGCUCUGAUUGGCUGACGACACAGCCCACUCACGCAGAAGCCUGCUCCUCAUAGCAACAAGAGGGAAACAUCCAGGAGGGACAAAUGGGUCGAUGCUGUCUGAGACACACACACACACACACACACACACACACAGAGGCGCCGCUAGGAUUCUGGGCCCCAAGAAAAAAAAUCACAUUGGGGCCCCCCUGGGCCACAAUUCUUGGAACACACACACAAUAUAGUAACACAGCGAUGUUGUUACUUCCUGUGAUAACCACCCAAAUAUUCCAAUUGCAUUUGGUUUAUUUGCUCAAACGGAAUGAAUUUAACUUUUGUAUACGCCUCAUUCCGAAAGAAUAGUGCAAAUCCCAAUGAAUAUAUAAUGGGAUUAUCAGGGGUGGAAUAUUCCUUUCCCCAAUCCGAUUGAGGUAUCUUGUAGCCGCUCAAACGGAAAGUUGUCAGGGUGCGUUUUUCUUCUUCUGUACUUUAUUGGCGGUUGGCAAGCAGCUUUCGUGUGCAUUAGCGCCAUCUGUGGAACACAAUCUAAACCCUUCUAUACGCCAUUCAUAAGUCCAUAAGUCAAAAGAAAAUAUAUAUAUCUAUAUAAAACAUGUACCGAGUUGAAUUAUAAAAUAUUAGCAAGCUUGAAUUUGAUCAUUUCCUGGUUAAAUUUAUCAUAUCGCAUGCUCAGAUAUGAUGCAACACACGGCUCCAGACGUUCUUCAGUUUUAAAAAUGGAGGCCAGCAAUCGGCACUGGACUGAUACGGAAAGUUUGUUUUUUUAUCCAAACUAAAUUUCAAGACUGGACAAACGAAAAACUGGCAAUACGGAAUUAUUCCAACAAGUGAAAGAACAACUCGGGGGAAGUCGGCAUCACGUGAUGUUGGUGUUUACGUUUUACUGGGCAUGCCCCAUUGACUAUUCUGGUUGAUUAUUGCGACGCAUGUAGACAAGAGAUUGGAAUAUUCCUUUUCAUGUAUACCAUUGUUUCCGGAAAAUUCAUUCGGAAAGAGAAAAACUCCUCAUGUAAACAUGGCUACUGUCGAGUGUCCGUGGUGUAAUAUCGGUCCGUAAUAAAACGUGCCGUGGCUCAAAAAAGGUUGAAAAACACUGGUCUAGAUGUUCAGUUGGUUGGACAGGAGUUCUUGCACCUCUGACCCGUAGAGAGGAGGCGGGAUUUGCACACACAUGAAACAUUUAAUGGGUGUUUAUACAUGUGUACGCGUCAAAGUAUCUGAAGCUUAGUCGCAGGUGGUUGAGAUUUGUGCACUUGUACCUAAUAAAGUUGCCUGAUGUAAAGGCGUAAGAACAGCAUCCUCCAGUAGAGGGCAGUGUUGGUUCAACAUCUUCCCGCUCAGAGGAGGUAAAAGUGACAUUCGGCUGCUCGACACUCAGUCUGGACUCAAACCUUCAGCAGCUGCAGACGCUCUCUGUGUGAACUCAAUGUGGUCCGCCAUGAAGAGCAAAGUGUGCUUGGUGAUCUGGGUGUGUGCGUGUUGCAUCAUGCUUGCGUCCUGCUGGCAUGACCUCGACAACAGCGAGUACGACUGUUGGCCUCUGGAGCAACCCAAUGAGUCCAACAUGAUUAACUGCGGAGGUCUCGAAAUGGCGUGGGUGCUGCGGCCUCCGGAGACGGUAAAGAGUGGUCAGGUGUUCAACGUCAUCUACUCGGUCUCUGCCCAGGACUCCUUCUACAGCUGGGCCGCCGACAACGACGUCUUCCCUCACAGGUCCAUCGCCAACGCAGAAGAUGCUCGGAGGUUCUGUGAAUAUCACGAAUGUCCUGCAAACUGGAAAGAUGCCGACGGUGAAAACUGCUGCAUUCAUCACGCCAACAUCCACUCCUGCCCACUGGGAUACAUGACAUCAGAGAGCAUCUGUGGUCCGUGGAUUCCUGACGACGGAAAGAUCUUCACACACACCAUCUCCACAUCCGGCAAAAUGACGCAGACCAACUGGAGCGCCAAGGUGGUGCUGCUCCAUGCGGGUCUGACUUCGCUCAUCGCUCACAUCCGAGUGGGUCGCAUGCAGGUGGCACUGGAGGCCAAGAGUACCGUGCUGCCCUCUGCAGUGUGCGGCGACGGAGACUGUCAGGAGGAGGAGCUUUGUUCCACGUGUCCUGCCGACUGCGGCCAAUGCCCCAUGGCCGCGUCCACCAAACUGGCCAUCGGGCUGCCACUCAGCCUGCUGAGCCUCUGCUUUAUCCUGACCAUCAUGUGGCUGAGGUACCAGAAGCGGCGCCUGCUGUGGGACGAGAGCUGGCUCAUCGACUUUGACCUCAUUAAACAAGAUCAGGACGCACGUAUGACCAUGGGGAGCAUGAUGAGCGUGGCGGUGGCGCACAGUGACAGCAACGCCAGCUGUGUCACAACCCUCACUUCCUGUGCGGGCCAAGCAGGAAACAGGAAGACAACAUUCACCUGCACAGGCAUUUAUGACGGCAGGAUGGUGGCCAUCAAGAAGAUUAACAGCAAGUCCUUCUCUCUGUCCAAAACCAUUAGACAGGAAGUCAAGCAAGUGAGAGAGUUGGACCACCCCAACCUGUGUAAGUUCAUCGGCGGAUGCGUGGAAGUCCCAAACGUCGCUAUCGUGACCGAGUACUGCCCCAAAGGAAGCCUUAACGAUGUCCUUCUUAACGAGGAGAUCCCACUCAACUGGGGCUUCAGGUUCUCCUUUGCCACGGACGUUGCCAGAGGCAUGGCGUACCUGCACCAGCACCGCAUCUGUCACGGCCGCCUCAAGUCUGCCAACUGUGUCCUCGAUGACCGCUGGGUGUGCAAGAUCACCGAUUACGGGCUGAGGGUGUAUCGCAGAGAGGAAGGGGCGGAGCCUCUCUCCACAUAUCGCCAGAGGCUCAAGGAAGUGUACAUGCCACCUGAGUUUUCUGACGCCAACAUGGAGCCCACUUUGGCUGGAGAUGUGUUCAGAGCGGUGUGUGCGUGUUGCAGUUACUCCAUUAUCCUGCUGGAGAUCGCCACACGCAGCGACCCCGUACCGGUGGAUGAGUCCAGUCUUGAGGGUUCGUGGUGUCCGCCUCUCCCUGAGCUCAUCUCCAGCAAAUCCGACAACGCCUGUCCGUGUCCUGCCGACUACGCGGAGCUCAUCCGACGAUGCGGCGCUCACCAUCCCGCCCAGCGACCCACCUUUGAACAAAUCAGGAAGUUUGUCUACCGCAUCAACCCCAUCAAAGUCAGCCCGGUGGACAUGAUGAUGAACCUGAUGGAGAAGUACAGCAAACAUCUGGAAGUGCUGGUGGCUGAACGAACACAAGAUCUGAUGCACGAGAAGCAGAAGACCGACAGAUUGCUUUACAGUAUGCUUCCCCGCCAGGUGGCUGAUGACCUUCGUCAAGGAAAGCCAUCGCAGGCUCAGAGCUACGUCAGCGCCACCGUCUUCUUUAGUGACAUUGUGGGCUUCACACAGCUGUCCAGUAGCAGUACUCCAUACCAGGUGGUGGACUUCCUCAACAAACUCUACACCACCUUUGAUGAUAUCAUUGACAACUACGACGUCUACAAGGUGGAAACCAUCGGGGACGCUUACAUGGUGGUGUCCGGCGUCCCGCGAGAGAACGGUAUCCUUCACGCCGCCGAGAUUGCCAGCAUGGCGCUGGAUCUGGUGGGUGUGUGUCGCACCUUCAAUAUUCCUCACAAGCCCAACACGCAGCUCCAGAUUCGAGCUGGGAUCCACGCAGGUCCUGUGGUGGCGGGGGUGGUGGGCACCAAGAUGCCUCGCUACUGUCUUUUUGGCGAUACGGUCAACACUGCGUCUCGAAUGGAGUCAACCAGUCUGGCACUGAAGAUCCAGUGUAGUGUUACCGUGUUUUAUCUACUGGAGGAGAUCGGCGGCUACGUGAUGACCUGCCGAGGAACGAUGCAGGUCAAGGGAAAAGGUGAUAUGGUGACUUAUUGGCUGGACGGGAAGACAUCUGACAACAAGCCGGCUAAAAGCGUCGCUGUGGAGACGCCGAAAAAGCUCGAUUUGUCACUGCCGGGAACGCUUGACGACAGCCUCGAUUGAACCACCGCUGUUGACAUCUUGGCUGUUAGCAUGCUAACACCGUGUGCAUGCUCACACUGAAGCGCCCUUGACCAGGAUUUGAAAGUGCCAAGAUGGAUGAAAGACCGUCCCCUUCAUCAUCAUCAUCACCUUCAUGUUUUGUAAUAAUGAUAAUAAUAAUAAUCAUGAAAAUAACACUGAGUUUGUACAGUAAACAUUUUAAUUUUCCUCAUUUUAAACACUGUUUAGACGCUUUGUGUGCAUGUGUGUGCGUACCGAGAACAUGCAAAGCAGCUUUUUAAUUAAGUCUAAGUGUAUUUAAUUAAGUCUGUGUGUGUGUGUGUGUGUGUGUGUGUGUGUGUCAAGUGGGCUUUCUCUCUCCUCUAAAGCUCGCUCACCCACUCACUCAUUCUAUAAAGCAUUUCCACAUCUGAGACACAUGUGCACGAAUGCUUCAAAGCAACACUUAGCCUGUACAUGUGUGUCACGCGGUUUUAGUUACAGAAUACAUCAGAGGGCCCCCCCCAACAAAGCUCUGUGUUUCCAUGGCUUUUUCAACACUUUUACAAAAGAUAACUGUAUCAUGUGAUUUCCUGUUUGUGUUUAAUGCACACGCUAAUACACAAUACACAUCCUCACGAGCUAUAGUCCAUGCAGGAUGAUACAUUACAGUUUGUUUAGACACAAAUUAGGAUGACCUCACUACAGUUUGUUACUUAGAAUGUGAGUUGGGCUUUGGAAAAACUUUUUUUUUUAAGAGACACACAUCUCUAAGUGCAACUCCAAACAGAUAAGGGUAGCUAUUUUGAUAUUUAGCUAUUAUUUUGAUUUGUUUCUAUCAUUCUAAAGAAAUACAGUAAACCUCGGAUAUAUCGGAUUCAAUUGUUCCCACUGGUUUUGUCCGAUAUAAGCGAAAUCCGUUAUAUGCGUAUACCGGAAAAUGUCCGUUUUACGCAUAUAUCGGAUUUAUAUCCGGUAUAUGCGUAAAUCGGAUUUUAUCCGUUAUAAAAAGGCACUUCCUUGACUAUGUUUCCAAUGUACCUGGACGCGCAGGCAACGCUGCAAACGCUGCAAAUGACGUCGUAUAGCGGCCUGUCACGAUUCGGCGAAUCGGAGCGCCACGAUGCGGCCAUCCGAUAUAUGCCAGGGAAAUUUCAUGGAAAUGCAUUGGAACGGGACUGGAGAUUUUGUCCGAAAUAGGCGAAAUCCGUUAUAAAAAAUCCAAUAUAUGCAAUGAAUUUUUAUUGGAAAUGCAUUACAG
Doryrhamphus excisus (bluestripe pipefish) is the source of this 5273-nucleotide messenger RNA. NCBI's taxonomy places the organism in Eukaryota, Metazoa, Chordata, Actinopteri, Syngnathiformes, Syngnathidae. The record is from RefSeq and is a predicted model, not a curated record.